AUGGUUUUACAAUGCCGACCAUUUCUCUGAAGCGCAUUCAGUAGCUGCUGGCUCUCACAGCGACGGUCCCAAUGUGCGUAAAAAGCUACGAGACAAGAUAGCCUGAUUUUUACAUUACUGCUCCAAGGAAGAGAGAAUUGACGCACGGAGACAAAGAUUGUGAUCACCACAUUUAUUUCACUCAUCAGAGGAAUUAACUCGGAAAGCUUCGUGACAAGAACCCUUGAUAUCCAACUCUCUGAGUGACAAUAAACGAACAUCCUCAUCAAACAGUCACAAGGAAAAGAGAGACUUUUACGUCUUGAAAAAUGGAGCCUUCCCAGUCAGAGAUGAACAUCUUAUCUAACGGGAAGAGUCAUGACCUCGGAGAUGACACAGGUGUGCCUACGAAGACGUUUCCAGAGGAGGACCAAAAUGGCACUCAAACAGUCAGAUUUGACGAUCCUGAGGGAGGACUGGAGCACGAGGAAUUUCUGCCCACUGCAGAUGGAAAGAAACCAAUACGCUUCACAGACUUUGAAGGAAAAACCUCCUUUGGGAUGUCUGUCUUUAACCUGGGUAAUGCAAUUAUGGGAAGUGGAAUCCUGGGAUUAGCCUACGCCAUGGCCAACACUGGUAUUCUUCUGUUCUGGUUUCUUCUAACUGCAGUUGCAGCGUUGUCAUCUUAUUCCAUUCAUCUUCUGCUUAAAUCCUCAGGCAUUGUGGGGAUUCGAGCUUAUGAACAGCUGGGGUACAGGGCCUUUGGCACUCCAGGAAAAAUGGCUGCUGGCAUCGCAAUCACCCUGCAGAACAUCGGAGCCAUGUCCAGCUACCUGUACAUUGUCAAGUCAGAGCUACCGCUGGUCAUCCAAGCUUUCCUGAAGGCUGAACCCACCUCUGAUCUGUGGUACUUGAAUGGAAACUACCUGGUCGUGAUGGUUUCUCUCAGUGUCAUCCUGCCCCUGGCUCUGAUGAAACAGCUUGGCUACCUUGGCUACACCAGUGGAUUUUCUCUCAGCUGCAUGGUGUUUUUCCUCUCUGCAGUUAUCUAUAAGAAAUUUCAGAUUCCCUGCCCCUUCGAGGAGUACUCUUCCAACAGUACUGCUGCUCUCCACAGUCUGAAUGUCACCAGCCAUGGUCACGAGUACGACAACGGUGUGGUUCAUGAUGAAGACGACUGCUCACCACGCAUGUUCACCAUCAACUCACAGACAGCAUACACAAUUCCCAUCCUUGCUUUCGCCUUUGUCUGCCACCCUGAGGUGCUCCCCAUCUACACGGAGCUCCGCAAUCCAACAAAGAAGAAGAUGCAGAAGGUGUCCAACCUGUCCAUUUUUGUCAUGUACACCAUGUACUUCUUGGCAGCUCUUUUUGGAUAUCUGACCUUUAAAGGUAAUGUGGAGCCUGAACUGCUGCACACUUACAGCAGGAUUGACCCUUACGACACUCUGAUCCUGUGUGUGCGAGUGGCCGUCCUCACAGCUGUGACCCUGACCGUCCCUAUCGUGUUGUUCCCCGUACGUAGAGCCAUCCAGCAGAUGCUAUUCCCCACCAAGUCUUUCAACUGGCUGCGUCACACUGCCAUCGCUCUCAUCCUGCUCACCUUCAUCAACAUGCUGGUGAUAUUUGCUCCUAACAUUCUGGGCAUCUUUGGCAUCAUUGGUGCUACAUCAGCCCCCUGCCUCAUCUUUAUCUUCCCUGCUAUCUUCUACAUCCGCAUCGUUCCCAAAGAGGAUGAACCCAUGAACUCUAUUCCCAAGAUCCUGGCUGCGUGUUUUGCUGCUCUGGGGGUCUCCUUCAUGGUGAUGAGUCUGAGCUUCAUCUUCAUCGACUGGACAACAGGGGGCGGCCGAGCUGCAGGAGGCCAUUAGAUGCUGCUACAGUGUGUGUGUAUGUGUGUACGCUUUGGAAAGGGAGGGGGAAGAAGUGCUCAAUGUAAAGGGAGCAUUAUCACCUGAGUGGAAACACACUACAGAGCUGCUCGACACAGAGCCUGGGCUUUUUAUAGAACAAAAUAGACAGAAUAGUAUGAUGGCAUUGUAUUUAUACUGACAUUCUGACUGGAAUGUAACACAUAUCUGAACAAAAUGUUAUAAUAUCAGCGUUCUAUAACUGAAUUAAUGUAGUGCAAUGCAAAUUUUAUGAAUAAUCAGGACUGAACAGGGUUUUUAAAAUUCCCUUCUGUUGGAGCGACUAUGUCCAUCCACAAUGGUGAAAACGGUCCUUCCCUGUAACUUCCUCUUUAUUUACACACAAACAGCUGCAGCUGGUUCUGUACAGGAGAAAAAGGCACUGAUGUCUUUAAGGUGAAGACAGGAAGAAAUCAAUAUAUACUAUAGACAAGACAGAGAAAUAAUCCCUAACUUAUUUUUACACAAAUACUAAUUAUUUUUCAUAAGGCACACAAGAAGACAGUUGAUCUCUUAUUUUAACCAGCAGCUUAUGAAUUGGUGUCAUAGAAGACGCACAAAAGUGCUUAAAGGCCUUAAUGUGACAGACGACAUCUGUCAGAGUCCUCACUCAGUGUUAGAGUCGAAGCGUUUCUGUUCCAGAUCUUCUAACUUUCUUUAGAAACCCUGGUGCCUUUUACAUUUGGAACAGCACACAAACAUACACUCAAACAAAUCAAAAAACAAGAACCAAACAGGAGUGUAUAUUUAUUUAGCUACUGUAUCUGUGCUUUUAAUUCAAAUUAGCUCUAUUUAACUACUGUACAUGAUGGAAUUACUGAUGUUAGUCUACCAUGUUUGAUAUCAGUUUUUAUUUAGCACACAAGAAGGAAAGUUUAAUGACUGAUCACAUUUUAAAUGCUUUAUGAAUAACAAAGAGCUUGAUUUUUAGCACACCAAACAAUGAAAAUUAAUAAAUUACAGUUUAAAAUUAGCCUGAAAGCUAAAUAUUUCUCUCUCACAUACUUGAUCUCACCCUUUUAGGUAUCACAGUGUGAGGUUUAACAAAUUCAGAAAUAUAUAUUUUUAACUGCACUCAAGAGUAAAAUAAAAUUAUCUAUAUCUUUAUAUGUAAACUACAUUUUGUCAAGUCUGUUCUUUAAACUUGAAUUAAAUUAAGUAGGCUGAUACGGUGCUCAUAUACAGUGCAGUCAGAAAGUAUUCAGACCUCCUUCACUUUUUCCAACCUUGUUUUAUGUUACAGCCUGAUGCUUGUUCAUUUUUUCUUUAAUCAAUCAAAUCAGUACCCAGUAAUAACAAAGUGAAAACAGAAUUUUAGAAAUGUAUGCAAAAAAAAAAAAAAAAAAAAAAAAAAAAAUGGCAGAUCACACUGACAAGUCUAAAUGCUUUGUCUAGAGGAAACCAGGCUCCCAUCAUCUGCCCAGUAUCAUCCCAACAGUGAAGCAUAGUGGCAGCAUCAUGCUGUGGGGGUAUUUUUCAGCAGCAGGGACUGAGAGACUGGUCAGGGUUGUGGGAAAGAAGAAAAGAGCAGAGUACAGAGAUAUCCUCAGUGAAAACCUGUUCCACACCACUCAGGACCUCAGACUGAGCUAAAGGUUCACCUUGCAACAUGACAAUGACCCUAAGCACCCAGCCAAGACAACACGGGACAACUCUGAAUGUCCUAGAGCAGUCCAGCCAGAGCCCUGGCUUGAACCCCAUCAAACAUCUCUGGAGAGAUGUGAAAAUAGCUGUCCAUCGACAAUCCCCAUCCAACCUGACUGAGUUUGAGAGGAUUUGCAAAGAAGAAUGGCAGAAAAUCCCUCAAUCCAGGUGUGCAAAGCUUGUUGCAUCAUAUUCAAUAAGACUUUAGGCUGUAACUGCUGCCAAAGGUGCUUCAACUAAGUACUGAUUAAAGGGUCUGAAUACUUAUGUCAACAGCGUAUAUAUGUUUUUUUAUUCUUAAUGAAUUUGCAAAAUUUUCUAAAAUUCCUUUUUCACUUUGUCAUAACAGGGUACUGAAUAAAAUGAAAAUCUUUUGACUGGAGCAUCAGGCUGCAACAUAACAAAACUGAAAGUGAGAGGGGUCUGAUUACUUCCCUAAUACACUGUCUGUGAUAUAGAAAUAGGGCCAAGAGGAGUCAGUUAGCGUAGUUUAGCAUAAAGGAGGAAACUUCUAGCUAUGCUCUGUCCAGUUAAAAAUAAUAACAUGUAAUACAGUCUCCUUUGUUGAAGAUUCCCAAAAGAUGAAAUCAAAUGGAAACCUAAAUUAGUUGCUAAUAUCUCAAAAAAGAAAUAAAAAACACUUUCAUGGGUAGACACCCCUUAGGGCGCGUUCAAUAUAUAUAUUACAGUGCUUAACAAAUUUAUUUGACCAUCUGUCAUAUUUGUCCCAGAGACCAUCCAGCAUCAUGAAGUGCUUUUAUGCGGACUCUUUCAUUUUCAGUGAGCUCUCCAUGUUUU
Cheilinus undulatus (humphead wrasse) is the source of this 4331-nucleotide messenger RNA. It is a transcript of the gene slc38a3b, whose product is annotated as solute carrier family 38 member 3b. Bases 309 to 1850 code for a protein of 513 amino acids. Gene Ontology annotation, biological process: histidine transport; asparagine transport; L-glutamine transport. The transcript has 17 exons. Lineage: Eukaryota; Metazoa; Chordata; Actinopteri; Labriformes; Labridae. The record is from RefSeq and is a predicted model, not a curated record. Gene Ontology annotation, molecular function: L-asparagine transmembrane transporter activity; L-glutamine transmembrane transporter activity; L-histidine transmembrane transporter activity.